AUGGAGAACCAGACAGAUAUUCUGCUUCUGGAGGGAUUAAAGGUCACCCCCCAAUCCUCCAUUCCUGCUUUCAUCCUCCUCCUCCUCAUCUACAUCUUCAUCAUGGUGUCCAACAUCGGCCUCGUAGUCCUGAUCUUCACAGAGAAGAGCCUGCACCAGCCCAUGUAUCUGCUUUUCUGCAACAUGAGUAUUAACGAUGCUUUUGGGGCCACAGCCAUCAUUCCCCGUUUGCUGAGUGACGUUUUUGUUCCGAGCACAGACCGUUACAUUCAUUACAUCGACUGUGUCAUUCAGGCUUUUUGUGCACACAUUCAUGCCAGCGCCUCUCACACUGUGCUCAUUAUCAUGGCUUUUGAUCGAUAUGUGGCCAUCUGCAACCCCCUGCAUUAUGCCACCAUCAUGACCAACAGGAUGGUGGUGACGCUGUCGGUGUUGGCUUGGAUGGUCUCUUUAUUGAUGGUGCUGAUCCUCGUGGGCCUCAGCGUCCGCCUGUCGCGCUGCAGGUGGAUUAUAUUCAACCCCUUCUGCGACAAUGCCUCCCUGUUCAAGCUGUCCUGUGAAAGCGUCCUCAUUAAUAACAUCUACGGCCUCAGCUACACGGUGGUCCUGCUGGGCUCCUCCAUCGGCAGCGUAGCUCUCACCUACCUGAGAAUUGCCGCAGCGUGUGUGCUCAGUAAAAAAAAGGCUCUGAACAGCCGGGCGCUGCAGACCUGCGCCACCCACCUGGCUGUGUACAUCAUCCUGUUUGUGUCAGGCGCCAUCAUCAUCAUCCUCCAUCGUUUCCCUCACUUAUCAGAUCACAGGAAGCUGGCAUCCAUCUUGUUCCACGUGGUCCCUCCUGCCAUGAACGCUGUGAUCUACGGAGUGCAAAUCAAAGCGGUCAGACAAAAGAUUUUCAUCAUGUUUACAAGGAAUACAAUGAAUGUGACAAGAGUGAAAUGA
Messenger RNA from Chelmon rostratus (copperband butterflyfish), 942 nucleotides. RefSeq names its product putative olfactory receptor 52P1. Gene Ontology annotation, cellular component: membrane. Gene Ontology annotation, molecular function: olfactory receptor activity. NCBI's taxonomy places the organism in Eukaryota, Metazoa, Chordata, Actinopteri, Chaetodontiformes, Chaetodontidae. Gene Ontology annotation, biological process: G protein-coupled receptor signaling pathway. The record is from RefSeq and is a predicted model, not a curated record. Bases 1 to 942 code for a protein of 313 amino acids. The transcript has a single exon.